AUGUGGAACGACGAAGACAACAAUCCUUAUGGCACUAGCUUCGAUCGCCGCGACUCGCAGACAUCAUCCUCGGCCAAUCCCACAUCCCCAAUCUCCCAUGACUUCCAAAACAUCGAAGCGACGACACCUACCUCGGAGAGCGAAGAUGAAAUAGAAGUCCCGGUUGCUAGGCCGCACGGAAACCUCGGACAUGGCGAUGACGAUGUGGCAGCGAAAUCUGGAGCUGCAGUCAGGCGUAAACCGGGGGGCUAUGACAGCCGUAUCGAGCAGAUUUUAUACGAGUAUCCAGAUUUGCCUAUUCUUAUCACCGAGGCUGGAAAGAGCGUAGAGAGCGGCGGCCGAUAUAUCGUGUACACUAUCCGCACCGGGGAUCUGGAAGUGCGCCGACGUUAUUCAGAGUUCGCCUCGCUUCGUGAUGCGCUCACCCGUCUGCACCCCACAUUGGUCAUCCCACCGAUUCCUGAGAAACAUACCAUGGCGGACUAUGCUGCCAACCCUACCAACGCGAAGCAGGACCAGCAAAUCAUUGAUCUGCGGAAACGUAUGCUGGCCGUGUUUUUGAACCGUUGCCGUCGAAUGGAGGCCGUAGUAACGGAUGGGGUGUGGUGGAGGUUCCUUGAUCCUAAUGCAAGCUGGAGCGAGGUUUUGCACUCUCAUCCGGUUGCCUCGAUUCCAAAGUCUGUUUUGCGGGCACCUCCCUUGGAUCCAGCAAACCCUUCCGAGGCGCACGCGUACCUCCCCGUACCAUCAACCUCCGCAAAGCUAAAGACCACGGGAAGUUCUUCCUAUAAUAUGAACGCAUCCGCGAUCCAGGGUGGUGCAAAUGGCAUUAGACGGUUCCCACCUGAUUCCCUGGGAAUGAGCGAGCAGGAGCUUGACACAUAUUUCAUAUCAUAUGAAGCUUCGAUCAAGGAACUAGAGAACCUCUUGACAGGUCCUAUGGAGAAAGUCAAUCGUCGUACACUCAGCCACCUUUCAUCAUUGGCUGCCGAUCUUUGCGAGCUCGGAUCAAAAUACAACGCCUUUGCCUUAUCUGAACCAGCUCCCACAUUAGGGCCAGCCAUUGAGAAAGUUGGACAGGCAGCAGAUCUAUCUUACAUUGCUACGGAAGAGCUUUCGGGUUCCCUUGGAGCGAGUUUUGCCGAACCGAUGAGAGAGAGCGCGCAGUUUGCAGGGGUGGUUCGGAGUGUCCUGCGGUACAGGGUCAUGAAGCGCGUGCAGCAAGACCUCACUACUGAUGAAUUAAACAAGAAGAGGGCUCUGUUGGACCAACUAGAGCGCAGUGAAGCCGAGGCUAGACGUAUCGACCAAUAUCUCUCGAGCAGCCAACAAAUAUCACCGCCACCCAAACGAUCGACGAGUCUUAAGGAGUCGGCGCCCGGUCACAGACGAGACGGAAGUCAAGAGGAUACAGAAUCCAUCGACUCUGAUUUCCCUCCAACUCAUGGGGAGUCAGCGGCCCCCUCAGCGAGCCAAGGUGUCCCAGAAAGGAGUACUAGCGUGGGCCAUAGGAAGAUUCCCAGCGGGAACUCAUUUACGAAUAAGAUCUUUGGCCCGAUCCGUCACGCGGUACAGGGUGUUGUGGAUCAUGACCCCGAGCGAACAAGACGAGACACGAUCGGAAAGACGCGGGAGUCUAUUGGACAGCUUGAGCAGGCUCAGGUUGUGUCUGAGACUGACGUGAAAAUUGCAAGUGCCAGCGUUCUCGAAGAUUUGAAGAGAUUUCAGAAUGAGAAGGAAGAAGAUUUGCGCCGUUACAUGCUCGCCUACGCUAAGAGUCAAAUCGAAUGGGCCAAGAAAAGCAAGCAGCAAUGGGAAGAAGCCAGGACUGAGAUUGACAAGAUAGAAGAGAGUUGA
Molecule: messenger RNA, 1857 nt
Organism: Clonostachys rhizophaga
Lineage: Eukaryota; Fungi; Ascomycota; Sordariomycetes; Hypocreales; Bionectriaceae
Source: the annotation of a GenBank genome assembly